AUGGGUGCUUCUAUAGCACUGAGGACAGAAUGUCUCUCGGAUCUGAAGCCGCGCCUGCCUGUCAAAGUUCCCAAGGCGGCUGGGCCAAGGCGCAGGAAAAUGGCGACUUUCGGUGCCCGGCUGCGAGGAGUCUUGUGCUGGGCUGGAUUGGGACUAUGCGGGAUAGUGGUGCUUCUGCUGGUCGCGAUGCUCCUCCGAGCCUAUGGGACGCGACCUUCCAGCCCGGCCAUAGGGCUGCGGGAAGAACAGCAGCAGGAGCGGCAGCGGCGAGUGGAAGCUGCCUUUAGCUCCCGCGAGUUGGAGGAACUCAAGGAGGUGCUCCAAGGUGCUGUCAGAAUACAAACAGUUUCCUUCUCACCAGAUAAUCAGAAUAUAACAGCCCUGGAAGAAUUUGAACCAUAUAUUUACAAAGCUUUUCCUGCAGUGUUUUCUACCUCAUUCAUUCAACAUGAAAUUAUCGGAGAUUACAGCCACUUAUUCACCAUCCAGGGAUCUAACCCUCAGUUACAGCCAUAUAUGCUGCUUGCACAUAUAGAUGUAGUCCCAGCAUACCCUGAUGGAUGGGAUGUCAGUGAUCCCUUUUCUGCUGAGGAACGUGAUGGAUUUAUAUAUGGAAGAGGAACACUAGAUAAUAAAAACUCAGUUAUGGGCAUUCUGCACGCUCUAGAGUUUUUACUGAGACGAAAUUACAGACCACAAAGAUCUUUCUAUAUAGGCCUUGGUCAUGAUGAAGAGGUGGGUGGCAAAAAAGGAGCAAUGAAAAUUGUGGCUGAGCUGGAAUCUAGAGGGGUACAACUUUCUUUUGUGCUUGAUGAAGGAAGCUUUAUUUUUGAUGGAGUCAUCCCUAAAAUAGAGAAACCAGUAGCUGUAAUAGGUAUCACAGAAAAGGGUGCACUUGAUGUAAAUCUCAGUGUAACAUCUCAAGUUGGCCAUUCUUCUACACCCCCUAAGAGGACCAGCAUUGGUAUUCUUUCUGAAGCAUUAUACAAGUUGGAAACGCAGCCUAUGCCCAAUUUGUUUGGUCAUGGACCUGAAAUCAUGAUGUUUGAACAACUGGUACCAGUGUUCGGCUUCCCCCUCAAUAUCAUCAUGGCAAAUCUGUGGCUCUUCGGACCUCUUGUUGGCUGGUUUCUUGAGCAAACUCCUGGCACUAAUGCUUUAGUUCGGACCACCACUGCAAUCACCAUGUUUCAUGCAGGAAUAAAGUCAAAUGUUAUUCCACCAAAAGCUGAUGCCACAGUGAAUUUCCGCAUCCACUCAUCACAAACCGUUGAGGAGGUCCUGGAAAUAUUAGACAAAACAAUUAAUGAUAAGAGAGUGAAGAUAGAAGUGAUGGAUACCUUUGAUCCACCCCCUGUUAGCCCCUGGGACGACCAGACCUUCGCUGUACGGGUCUUCCGCCAGACCACCCUGGAUGUUUUCCCAGAUGUUGCCAGUGUAGCUCCAGGCAUUUGUGUUGGAAACACUGAUAGCAGGCACUACAGCAGCCUCACAAAGGCUAUUUAUCGAUUUAACCCAGUAACUUUUAAAGCUGAUGAUUUGCCAAGAUUCCAUGGGCUGAAUGAAAGGAUCUCUAUGGAAGUUUAUGCAAAGCAAGUGGAAUUUUUCUUUCAACUAAUUCAAAAUUGUGAUUUGAACCAACCCACAGAGCCACAUGCAAACCUUCACGAGCUAUAGAAACAAGAAAAUAUAAAGGCUUGUGGGAGUUGUUAGAAAUCUGAACUAUUCAAAGCAGCAGUGUUCUAUGUUGUCCUCAGUGCCCAAACUUCAUUACUGUGUUAGAGAUUUAAAGUAAUAACACAACCUAGUUGCACUGCAAGUUGUUGUGAAACAAACUAUUAAACAUAACAAUUCAACAAAUUAUUCUGAACUAUACAAAGAAAUUAUGUUUCAGACUAGCUGUA
This is a messenger RNA of Protobothrops mucrosquamatus (brown spotted pit viper), 1904 nucleotides long. RefSeq names its product peptidase M20 domain containing 1 (gene PM20D1). The transcript has 14 exons. The record is from RefSeq and is a predicted model, not a curated record. Gene Ontology annotation, molecular function: hydrolase activity, acting on carbon-nitrogen (but not peptide) bonds, in linear amides; metallocarboxypeptidase activity. The coding region runs from base 1 to 1677 and encodes 558 amino acids. Lineage: Eukaryota; Metazoa; Chordata; Lepidosauria; Squamata; Viperidae. Gene Ontology annotation, biological process: amino acid metabolic process.